Molecule: messenger RNA, 1181 nt
Organism: Corticium candelabrum
Lineage: Eukaryota; Metazoa; Porifera; Homoscleromorpha; Homosclerophorida; Plakinidae
Product: transaldolase-like
Exons: 5
Coding region: 5-1006 (333 amino acids)
Biological process (GO): pentose-phosphate shunt; pentose-phosphate shunt, non-oxidative branch; carbohydrate metabolic process
Cellular component (GO): cytoplasm; intracellular anatomical structure
Molecular function (GO): transaldolase activity
Source: RefSeq, a predicted model, not a curated record
GCGCAUGCUCGUUUGCCUCUGCAGUCCAGGAAACAUGAGCUCGACUUUGGAGCAACUGAAGCAGUACACCGUCGUCGUCGCCGAUACGGGAGACUUCGACCUCAUCGCACAAUACAAACCGACCGACGCGACCACCAACCCGUCGCUUGUUCUGGCGGCCAGCGAGAAGGCUCAGUAUCAACACUUGGUGAAGGACGCUGUCAAAUACGGCAAAUCCGUUUCAGAUGACUUGAACGAGCAAGUGACUGCGGCGUCGGACAAAUUGUUCGUCAAUUUUGGUAUUGAGAUUUUGAAGCUCGUUCCGGGUCGGGUGUCGACCGAGGUGGAUGCUCGCUUGUCGUUCGAUUUCGACGGAAGUAUUGCGAAGGCAAAGAAGUUUAUUGAGUUGUACGAGAGCGAGGGCAUUGGGCGCGACCGAAUUCUCAUCAAACUGGGCUCUACGUGGGAAGGGAUACAGGCAGCAAGAGACCUGGAAAUGAAGGAUGGAAUUCAUUGCAACCUCACGCUUCUGUUUUCGUUUGCUCAAGCGGUCGCGUGCGCCGAAGCCGGUGUUACUCUCAUCUCCCCGUUUGUCGGUCGUAUCUACGACUGGUACAAGAAGAACACCGGGGUCGAAUCGUAUCCGCCUCUCGAAGACCCGGGCGUUCAGUCUGUGACCAAAAUCUAUAACUACUACAAGAAAUUUGGCUACAAGACGGUCGUUAUGGGUGCAUCGUUUCGUAAUACUGGUCAGAUCACUAGCCUUGCGGGAAGUGAUCUUCUCACGAUCAGUCCUAGUCUGUUGGGAGACCUUCAGGAAUCGACGGAGCCGGUUGUCAGGAGGCUGUCUCCGGAGGCUGCACAACAGCUUGAUAUUGAGAAGAUCUCGCUAGAUGAGAAAUCGUUUCGUUGGUUGCACAAUGAGGAUCCGAUGGCCAACGACAAGCUCUCUGAAGGCAUCAGAAAGUUUGCGGCCGAUCAAGUCAAGCUGGAAAACAAGAUCAGGGAGCUGCUGCUGGAAGCCUAACACUCAAUUGCAUUGAAUGAUGAGCGUGUGUGGAUUGAAUAGAUUUUAGCCGUCGUGCCAAUUUGGCUCAAUCGUGUUUUUAGAAUGAGUUUCACUUGGGAUCAUGACCUUGUAUGUCAGUCGUGGGGUUGGGACUGACUUUGAUCUGAUUGAAAUACAUGGCUAGCUAAUUCUA